CCAAGAUCGAGACCAGAAUUAGCAGUGGCAUUACUAGGGGCCCAUUCUUUGGGCAGGACACAUCUUAAUGCUUCAGGGUACGAUGGGGCAUGGGACAAUACUGUUAACAGAAUUGAUACUUUAUAUUACAAGGAUAUUCUGAAGUUGGACUGGACACAACAGGAGAUGAAGAACACCAAGGGUGAUGUGAAAUUACAAUGGAACGGAAGCUUCUCCGGAUUUAACAGUGGGACAAUGAUGCUACAUGCUGAUUUAUGCCUCCGUAAAGUUUUGAGUCCAAUUAAGAAAAAUGGGACUUCAGCAUGCCCUUUCAUUAAAAACUGCCAAGAUCAGCCUGAGACUAUCAAGUAUGUGGAACUAUUUGCAGAGAACAUCACAGCGUGGGAGGAAAACUUCAAAGAAGCCUAUACUAAAAUGAUAACCACUGGGUACACUAAAUCGCAACUAUAUAUACCAGUUUAGAAUGAAAUUGUUAUGUAAGGCUGUAAUCAAAAUAUGAAUCCAC
Owenia fusiformis is the source of this 505-nucleotide messenger RNA. The record is from the annotation of a GenBank genome assembly. NCBI's taxonomy places the organism in Eukaryota, Metazoa, Annelida, Polychaeta, Sabellida, Oweniidae.